AUGAAGCCCAACUCGUACCCAGAACCCCCACCGUUCCAAUGGGACCCAUAUCCUGUGCGCGUUCCACUCCCGGUCUAUCCCCCUACAGAGCCUCUACCGCAUCCACUGCCUUCUUUGCCUUCACCACCUCGCCAACCAAAUUUCUCCGCUCCCUACACGUUAACUACCCAUCUUUUUCCGGCAUGCUAUCUGCGCAGUACGCGCCCUGCACCAGUUCCAACGCCUCCAUCACCCAGCCUGUCGAAGGAUGAGAGGAAACAGUUUCUGAAGGAGACCAGGAAAGAGUUGGAUCGGCUUAGAACUUUCAAAGAAACGGACGGCUAUCCCAGAGUCCUGUGGAACUGUGUCAAUCGAUACGUUAAAAAUGGGUUGAAUGAAAAGCAGGCAAAUGCAGGGGUUACACUUUUCUUCGCUCAUGCCAAUGGGUUCCCGAAAGAGAUAUUCGAGCCCACGUUGGCUCAUCUCCUUUCUUCUCCAGCUGCGGCUGUGAUUGACGAGGUAUGGGUAUGGGAGUCUAUCCAGCACGGCGACGCAGCACUCAUUAACGCUCCCUCUGCUUCUGGUUUAUUCGACUGGCAAGACAACGGACGUGACAUUUCCAACUUUCUGCUGUAUUUCAUGCCUUCUUCUUCUACCGCGUCGACCCUGCCCACACAUCUCCCACGCGUCUCGACUGAGUGCACUGCGACACGCGCACGGUCCGGGUUCGCGUCGCGUAAUCUUAUCGCAAUUGGCCACUCAUAUGGCGGGUGCACCUCUGCAUUGGCGGCCAUACUUUAUCCAAGUCUCUUCAAGGCACUGUAUCUCAUCGACCCAGUAAUUCUCAGCCCGACACCUCCUCCCCCUCUUCCUGCGGGCACGACUCCUUCAGGAGACCUGGCGCUCGGUGCUUUGAGUCGAAGAGACGGUUGGGAAAGUCGGGAAGAAGCCCUCGCGUCCUUUUCGCAGAACCCAUUCUUCAAGGCAUGGGAUCCCGAAGUACUCAAGAUAUACAUCGAGUGCGGGACACAUUUUGUUGAGCAGGAGUCUGGAAAACGUACACUCAGGCUCAAGAUGCCGGGUGUGCAAGAGGCGGUCGUGUUCGUGGAGGUGCAUACGGAGAAAGAGGUGUUUCAUUUGCUUGGGAGUGGUGGGUUCGAGGGGCUGUCGUCGUCAGAGAAAGAGGCACCAGACAGUAGCCAGAAGAAAAAGAAAACGAUAGACGACAUCCCGAUUCGGUGGUGCGUGCCUGGUAAACCCGGGGCGCGGGAGCUGCGCGAUGAGGUUGGGGGUACGCAGCAGCGUGUGUGGCUGCGGUCGAUGCGCUCGCACUGGACGGGCAGAGGGCGGGGUGUACGGGAUACGAAUGUGAGGAUUUUGGGUGGGGGGCAUUUGAUCCCGCAGGAAGCGCCAAAGGAACUUGCGGAUGAUUUGGGAGAGUACAUCCUUGAACUCAGCUCUUCUGAAUAUCCUUCGUCUAUCUCUCCUUCGGAUACGCCACGGACACGUCAGUUCAAUGUCAAGGCGAGUCUUUAG
Psilocybe cubensis is the source of this 1515-nucleotide messenger RNA. RefSeq lists its product as uncharacterized. The transcript has 7 exons. Bases 1 to 1515 code for a protein of 504 amino acids. Lineage: Eukaryota; Fungi; Basidiomycota; Agaricomycetes; Agaricales; Agrocybaceae. The record is from RefSeq and is a predicted model, not a curated record.